GGGCAAAUGACAUCAGCUGGCGAUUCAAUGCUGUUAGCCAGCACUUAUCGAUAUAUAGUACAGGCAGAUAUUCGAAAAGAGACGCCAAAGGAAAACAAACCGACAUGGAAAAAUUAACGCUACAACAAGUGCAAGCUCUGCGCAAGGCACAAGACGAUUUAAUUUUUAGCAAAUCAGUCUACCUGGAAUUCUAUUCAAAAAUGGCAAAACAUGUCUACACAACAGACCUCAACAAUUUGAUACGCGGUGAUUUCCAGCGAGUUGACGUUCAAUUAAAUAUUCCUAAAUUGCCGCCACAGCAAAAGGAGUCUGAAGAAUACAUACCCAUGUUACAAUUGGACAAACUGAUGGAGCUUUACGAUGCCGCCGAAGAGGGUAGAUCUUUUUUGCAAGACUGAUCCAAUUUAUGUUUAUUGUUAUUGAGCCAAUAGCCAUGCAAAAUGUGUUGAAUAUGCUGCAGGCACUCGAAGGAUGGCGAAAGACUCUUUAAAUUUAAGCAAAUAAGUUAACAUACAUUAAGGAACAAAACCUCGCAAAAAACUCACAUUGAAUAGGGGUAUUAUGGGGCGCUCUUUGAAUAUGCUGCCCUUUGUACGCAAUAUGAGCAUAUACUUUAUGUCUAGCUGUAAGUAAAAGAAAAUGGUUUGAAAUAAAUAUGCCGUUAUUUAAACGUAA
Molecule: messenger RNA, 675 nt
Organism: Drosophila mojavensis
Lineage: Eukaryota; Metazoa; Arthropoda; Insecta; Diptera; Drosophilidae
Gene: Kmn2
Exons: 4
Coding region: 105-398 (97 amino acids)
Source: RefSeq, a predicted model, not a curated record